CGUCCCGCUGCAGGAUGAAGCAGACAGCUGUGAGAAUCUGAUAAUAUCCCUUGUGCACAUUCUUCCAUCAUUUAGUUGGGUCUAAGAAGAGCGAGCAGCUUCCACACUGAGAAAUUAAGAGUAAAACUGCUGUCGCCAUGUCCUUCCGGAGGCUUUGGAGCACCCCGAAAGCAAUGGGGGACGUCAACAUGGUGACAGAGGAGCUGAAGAAUCUUUAUUACAAGCGGCUGCUGCCAGUAGAAAAAUACUAUUCUUUCCAUCACUUUCACUCACCAAGCUAUGAGGACGCAGACUUUGACAACAAACCGAUGGUGCUGGUGAUGGGUCAGUACUCAACAGGAAAGACUACUUUUAUCAGGUAUCUCAUAGAGCAAGAUUUUCUUGGUAGCAGAGUUGGGCCAGAGCCAACCACUGACUGCUUCACUGCCCUCAUGUAUGGAGAAGUCGAGGGAAUCAUCCCUGGGAAUGCCCUCACGAUGGACCCGAAAAAGCCCUUUCGCAACCUCGACCCUUUUGGAAAUUCGUUUCUGAACAGGUUUCAGUGUGUUCAGAUGCCAAAUCAGAUCCUUGAGAGUAUCAGCAUAAUUGACACGCCAGGCAUCUUGACUGCUGCUAAAAGAAAACUGAGCCGAGGCUAUGACUUCGCAGCAGUGCUGCGCUGGUUUGCAGAGCGUGUCGAUCGGAUCAUCCUGCUGUUUGACGCGCAUAAGCUGGAGUUUUCUGAUGAGCUCACACGAGCAUUCGGGGCCCUGUGCGGUUAUGAGGACAAGUUGCGUGUGGUUCUCAACAAAGCUGACAGGGUGGACUCUCAGCAUCUGAUGAGAGUGUAUGGCGCCCUCAUGUGGUCACUGGGAAAAGUGUUUCGAACCCCUGAGAUUUUACGGGUUUACAUCGGAUCCUUCUGGUCAGAGCCGAGGCAGAUGUGCGACCACUACCAGCUGAUAGAGUUGGAGGAGGAGGAUUUGUUGGCCGAUAUAAGGAACCUGCCACGCAACGCUGCAGUACGCAAGCUGAAUGACCUGGUGAAGAGGGCGCGCUUAGUGAGGGCUCAUGCACACAUUAUCAGCUAUCUGAAGCAGGAGAUGCCAACCAUUUUUUGUAGAGAAAGCAAGAAGCAUAAUCUGAUCUACCAGCUUCCCGUGAUUUUUAACAAGAUUCAGCAGCAGCAUCGUGUCCCAGCUGGCGAUUUCCCCGACUGCACAAAGAUGCAGGAGAAACUUUUGGGGCAAGACUUCUCAAAGUUCAAGAAGCUGAAACCGAGUCUUAUGGCCUCCUUGGAUAAACUCCUCAGCACUGACAUCGCCAAGCUGGUCCCCUACAUCCAACAACAAGAACAGAGAAAGAGAUCCCUCCACGGAGUGCUGGACGGGGAAUUUUUGAGAACAUUCAAGCCCGAGCAUUACAGCAGAGACCCGUUCAAAGAACCUCCCGUAGAUGAGGGGAGCGAGCUAGAUUUCGAUGAGUGGGUAGUGGAGAAAUACAAACCCAAAUACGAUGAGAUUUUCUACAACCUCAGUCCAACUGAGGGCAAACUUAGCGGAACCAAAGUCAAAGAGUGGAUGACAAAGACUCUUCUGCCCAACUCUGUGCUCGCCCACAUCUGGAGGCUGUCCGAUGUAGACGGGGAUGGCAUGCUGGACGAUGAGGAGUUUGCUUUGGCGGUCCACCUCAUCGAGGAGAAAGUGGAGGGCCACUGGCUCCCCAGAGAGCUGCCUCCACACCUGGUGCCACCAUCAAAACGGCUAAGUGAAGCAAGCGACGUGUCGGUGUGAACUUGUCAUCCAAAGGAAACGGAAAGCUGAGAACGUGUAUUCAUUACAAGUAAAAUUAAUGUAGAUUUUUGACAAUGUUGGCAGUUUGAGUACUAUGAAAACUGAAGUGUGUGUGUGUGUGUGUGUGUGUGUGUGUGUGCAAACCUGAAAACGUAUUAACAGCUGACACAACCUAAUGCUUACUGUUACUGGUUAUGAAUGAUUUGAUUUUGAAGUAUUAUUCACACUUUUUUUGACAACUACGUUAUUAUUGUCAUCUUAUAA
Molecule: messenger RNA, 2036 nt
Organism: Neolamprologus brichardi
Lineage: Eukaryota; Metazoa; Chordata; Actinopteri; Cichliformes; Cichlidae
Product: EH domain-containing protein 2-like
Biological process (GO): endocytosis; endosomal transport
Cellular component (GO): cytoplasm; plasma membrane
Molecular function (GO): protein binding; GTP binding; calcium ion binding
Source: RefSeq, a predicted model, not a curated record